CCCAUGACUUGUUUUCUCAUAAAUCAUAUAUACAUACACACAAAAUACAAAUCCACAACACAAAAAUGGCCACAUUGGCAUACCCAUCCUUGAGAAAUAUUGUUGUCUCUCUUUUCAUGCACCUCCUUGCCUUUUCCUUCUCUGUUUCCGGUCGACCCGCCACUUUUCUGCAAGACUUUAGAAUUACAUGGUCUGAUUCUCAUAUCAGGCAAAUUGAUGGAGGGAGGGCCAUCCAACUUGUUCUAGACCAAAAUUCAGGUUGUGGGUUUGCCUCCAAGAGCCAAUACUUAUAUGGACGGGUUAGCAUGAAGAUCAAGCUCAUUCCCGGGGACUCUGCCGGGACUGUCACCGCCUUUUAUAUGAAUUCGGACACCGACACUGUACGAGACGAGUUGGAUUUUGAAUUCUUGGGGAACCGGACCGGACAGCCCUACACGGUCCAAACCAAUGUCUAUGCGCACGGGAAGGGUGAUAGGGAGCAGAGGGUCAACCUAUGGUUCGACCCUGCUGCAGACUUCCACACUUACACAAUUUUAUGGAACCAUCACCAUGUUGUAUUUUAUGUGGAUCAAGUACCCAUCAGAGUGUACAAGAACAACGAAGCAAGAGGAAUCCCAUACCCAAAGGUCCAACCCAUGGGAGUGUACUCGACACUUUGGGAAGCCGAUGACUGGGCGACGAGAGGUGGGCUAGAAAAGAUUGAUUGGAGCAAAGCCCCAUUCUAUGCCUACUACAAGGACUUCGACAUCGAAGGAUGUUCAGUGCCGGGACCCACAACUUGUGCCUCAAACCCGGCAAACUGGUGGGAAGGAGCUGCUUAUCAACAGCUCAGUCCGGCCGAAGCUAGAGGCUACAGGUGGGUUCGCAUGAACCACAUGAUCUAUGACUACUGUGCUGAUAAAUCACGAUACCCGGUUACUCCACCAGAAUGCAUGGCGGGGAUUUAAAUACUUACCAUCACCUCCCACCGCCCAUCCACCACCACAUGCCCAUAAAUGUAUUGAUACAAAUGUUUACAUACUUACGUACAUGCCCCCUAUACACUACAUUGAGUAUGGAAAGCCAUGCAGAUCACGGGUAUAGAGGGAAUAGUUUAUGUUUAUUUUUAUUUUUAUUUUUGUGUGUUGGUGUAAAGUUUAAAGUUUGUGAUGAUUUUGUCCAAAACAAUGGACAAAAGUCAAUGUUAAUUUGUGAGCCAUAUGUUGUGUCUGUACUGUACCUCUUUGUUGCACAUUUUAUGUGCUAAUAAUGCUUUUGCAUGAUUGUGAAAAGAAUGUCCUCAUUUUCCCCUCCU
Messenger RNA from Camellia sinensis, 1294 nucleotides. Its product is annotated as putative xyloglucan endotransglucosylase/hydrolase protein 7. The record is from RefSeq and is a predicted model, not a curated record. Gene Ontology annotation, biological process: xyloglucan metabolic process; cell wall biogenesis. Gene Ontology annotation, cellular component: apoplast; cell wall. Gene Ontology annotation, molecular function: xyloglucan:xyloglucosyl transferase activity; hydrolase activity, hydrolyzing O-glycosyl compounds. Lineage: Eukaryota; Viridiplantae; Streptophyta; Magnoliopsida; Ericales; Theaceae.